Dunckerocampus dactyliophorus (ringed pipefish) is the source of this 1380-nucleotide messenger RNA. RefSeq names its product PKc_LIMK_like_unk domain-containing protein. The record is from RefSeq and is a predicted model, not a curated record. Gene Ontology annotation, molecular function: protein serine/threonine kinase activity; ATP binding. Gene Ontology annotation, cellular component: nucleus; cytoplasm. The transcript has 9 exons. NCBI's taxonomy places the organism in Eukaryota, Metazoa, Chordata, Actinopteri, Syngnathiformes, Syngnathidae. Bases 209 to 1159 code for a protein of 316 amino acids. Gene Ontology annotation, biological process: protein phosphorylation; actin cytoskeleton organization.
GCAUCCACAGUGGUGAUGUUAGUGUGAUGUGGUUCAUCAGACAACAUGAAACAUUCAUCCUCGAGCCAACCUCCGUUCGCGACAAAGAGAGAGAGAGAUAAUAACGCUCCACUUCUUGUUGUGGAUAUAUGAUUCGUUCACCACAUCACCUGUUACAACUCACGCAGUCACUGAGUGUGUCUGGUCUCUCCCAGCAAGCAUCUCCAGCAUGUGUGACGUGGAUGUAUCAGAGCCCACCAGUCCCACGCUCCUGGAUGGCGAGUCUUCAGACCAGUACUAUCAUGUGGACCGUUGGCAGAAACUCCGAACAGCCGUGCGCAAACUGGAUUUCUGGGAAAACUUCAGCGCUGAGCUCAUCGGGAGUGGUUUCUUCUCCAAGGUCUACAAAGUCGUUCACAGUACAAGCCACAAGGUGAUGGUGGUGAAGAUAUACAAAAACGACGUGGACCAAGACAGUAUUGUGCGUGAAAUCACCCUGCUGCAGAAGCUCUCCCAUCCCAAUAUCGUCAGAUAUGUGGGAAUAUGUGUUAAAGAAGAGAAGCUCUAUCCCAUUUUAGAGUAUGUGAAUGGUGGCUGUCUGGAGGAGCUCCUCGCCAGGAAAGAUGUUCCCCUGGCAUGGAAAGAGAAGGUGGACCUGGCCUGUGAUAUCAGCAGAGGAAUGAUCUACCUGCACUACAAGAAUAUUUACCACCGAGAUCUCAACUCAAAAAACUGUCUGAUCCGAGUGACGUGUCGAGGCCGGGAAGCCCUGGUGACAGACUUUGGCCUGGCCAGAGAGGUGGUGGAGUUGCCAGUCAAAGACCCAGGCAGGAAGCUCUCAUUGGUGGGCUCCGCAUUUUGGAUGGCUCCUGAGAUGCUUCGAGGGGAGCUGUACGACCGAAAGGUGGAUGUUUUCUCUUUUGGAAUUGUGCUGUGUGAAAUCCUGGCCAGGAUUCCUGCUGACCCAGAGAUACUGCCCAGAACCAAGGACUAUGGGCUGGAUGAGAAUGCAUUCAACGAGAUGCUGACCGACUGUCCUCAGCGUCUUUUACAACUGGCAGCCAGCUGUUGUAUGGUGGAGUCCUUCAGACGUCCAGCGUUCACAGAGUUGUUGGACCACUUAGAAGAAGUUGCAGAGAGUCUGGAACCUCCGCCAACAUUUCAUCUGACCACCACCUGACUUGCCUUGACCCUCAAUCGCAGGAGGGACCAACCUGACGACAAACAAUCACAAAUAUUUCAAAUCAAAGUAUAUUAGGAGCGAUGCAAAUGUACUGUGGGGAAAAAGUAAGUGUUUGAUGCCCCACUGAUUUAGGAUGAGCAGGCCAUCAUUUGUAUGCUAACUUUAUUUUAACAGAUUGUAAAAAAUAACAUGAAAUAAAGGUCAUUUUUUUGAUUGAA